Messenger RNA from Penicillium malachiteum, 2709 nucleotides. RefSeq lists its product as uncharacterized. Gene Ontology annotation, molecular function: calcium-activated cation channel activity. The transcript is spliced from 2 exons. The coding region runs from base 1 to 2709 and encodes 902 amino acids. The record is from RefSeq and is a predicted model, not a curated record. Gene Ontology annotation, cellular component: plasma membrane. Lineage: Eukaryota; Fungi; Ascomycota; Eurotiomycetes; Eurotiales; Aspergillaceae.
AUGGACUACGUUGGGGCUGUCGGCCAGCUGGUCGCUCGGUCGUCGUCUAGCGACCCUAGCGACACCUCCAGCUCGGCGUCUGCUUUCUUAACUACGCUGAUUCCAUCUCUGAUCUCUUUUGCUGUAAUGGUGCUGCUGUUCAUCAUUCUCCGUAAGAAGGAGCACCGUCAAUACAUGCCCCGUACCUACAUUGGUUACCUGAAGGACUGGCAACGCACCCCUGAUACUCCUACUGGAUUCUGGAACUGGGUCAAUGCUAUGUACCAGUUGCCCGAUACCUAUGUCCUUCAGCACCAUGCUCUGGAUGCUUAUUUGCUGCUGCGUUUCCUCAAGAUUGUAGCUCUCAUCAUGUUUGUCGGCUGCUGUAUCACCUGGCCCAUUUUGUUCCCGGUCAACGCGACUGGUGGCGGUGGCCAGAGCCAAUUGGAUCUGCUGAGCAUGUCCAACGUCUCCGAGGACCAGUACGGUCGCUACUUCGCUCACUGUUUCCUGGCCUGGAUCUUUGUCGGGUUCAUUUUCAUUAUGAUUACCCGUGAGCACAUUUUCUACAUCAACCUGCGCCAGGCCUACCUCUUCUCGCCCGCCCACGCCAGCCGUAUCUCCUCACGUACUGUGCUGUUCUCCGCCGUUACCGAAGACUAUAUGGACAAGGAAAAGAUUCGUGGAAUCUGGGGCGCCAACAAGGUUAAGAAUGUGUGGCUGGGUACCGAUACCAAGGAAUUGGAGGAAAAGGUCAAGGACCGGGAUGCUGCCGCUUUGAAGCUGGAGGCUGCGGAGACCAAGCUCAUUGUCAUGGCCAACAAGGCGCGUGCCAAGGCCCUGAAGAAGCAGAACAAGGGUGCCAGUCCCGAGGAAGGUGACACUGCCGCCGAGGAGAUCAUUGGCGAAUUUGAUGAUGAGUCUGGCUCUGUGGCCGCCCGCUAUGUCGAGGCCAAGGACCGUCCUACUCACCGUUUGAAGUUCUUGAUUGGCGAGAAGGUUGACACCAUCAACUGGGCCCGUUCCGAGAUUGAGCGUCUUUCACCCGAGAUUGAGGAAUUGCAGGCCAAGCACCGCGCCGGUGACGUGCCUCUCGUUUCAUCUGUGUUUGUCGAGUUCUACAACCUCACCGAUGCUCAAUCUGCCUACCAGUCCGUUGCCCACAACCUGCCCCUCCACAUGACUCCUCGCUACAUUGGUCUGGACCCCACCCAGGUUAUCUGGUCCAACCUGCGCAUCAAGUGGUGGGAGCGUAUUGUUCGCCACAGCGCUACUACCGCCUUUGUUGUUGCUCUGAUUAUCUUCUGGGCUAUCCCAACUGCUGCGGUUGGUGCUAUUUCCAACAUCAACUUCCUGGUCUCCAAGGUUCAUUUCUUGUCAUUCAUCAACGAUGUCCCCAGCUGGAUUCGUGGUGUGAUCACUGGUCUCUUGCCCUCUGUCCUUAUGGCUGUCCUCAUGGCCUUGGUCCCCAUUAUCAUGCGUAUUUGUGCCAAGCAUGGUGGUGACCCCAGCCGCGCCGCCAUUGAGUUGACCACCCAGAACUACUACUAUGCCUUCCAAGUUGUGCAGGUUUUCCUGGUCAUUACCCUGUCCUCUGCUGCUACCAGUGUGGUCACCUCGAUUAUCAAGGACCCUGGCUCUGCUGCUUCCCUGCUUGCUGAAAAUAUUCCCCGCGCCUCCAACUUCUAUGUGUCCUACAUUGUCCUGCAGGGUCUUUCAUUCAGCGCCGGUGCUCUCUUGCAGAUUAGCGGUCUGAUUGUUGGCAAGCUCCUGGGUCGUCUCCUAGACAAGACCCCUCGUAAGAUGUACAGCCGUUGGUCCAACCUGGCUGGUCUGAGCUGGGGAACUGUCUACCCUGUCUUCACCAUGCUUACCACCAUUGGUAUCAUCUACUCUUGCAUUGCUCCUCUGGUCAUGGGCUUCGCCUGCAUUGGUUUGUACCUGUUCUACUUCGCCUACCGCUACAAUGUUCUCUACGUCUCGAACUCCACAAUCGACACUCAGGGCAAGGCCUACACCCGGGCCCUGCAGCACAUCACUGUUGGUUGCUACCUGCUUAUGGUCUGCUUGAUCGGUCUGUUCGCUAUUGCCAGUGGUUCUAACCAGAUUGCUGUUGGUCCCUUGAUCCUGAUGAUCAUCUUCCUGAUCUUCAUCAUCCUGUACCACAUGUCGAUGAACAGCGCCAUGGAGCCACUGAUACAUUACCUGCCCAAGAACAUCGAGGCUGAGGAGGAAGCCCUCCUGGCCGCCGACCGUAGGGAAAUCACCGGCUCCGUUGACGAGACCAAUGGCGCUGGUGCUACCAAGAGCGAGCACAACGGUGUUUCCAACAUCGACAGUGGUGUCGGUAGCGUUGAUGCCGCUGAGAAGGGUAUCAAUGGCGAUGGCCCUGUCACUGAAAUCCCUCAGGGUAACUUCUUCUGGCGCUGGGCUCGUCCUGAUAAGUACUACCCCUACGCUACUCUGCGCCGUCUUGUGCCCAACCCCUUGGACAUCGAGACCUACCCCGAGGUUGUCGAGCGUGAUGCCUACUGCCAUCCUGCCGUCAACUCUCAGCCUCCCCUCCUCUGGAUCCCUCGUGACAAGCUUGGCAUCAGUGCCCAGGAAGUUGCUCACACCAGCCGUGUCAUCAACAUUACCGAUGAUGAGGCUUGGCUUGACGAGAAGAACAAGAUCCAGUGGAACAUGGAGGGCCAGCCCCCUAUCUUUGAGGAGAAGAUUAACUACUAA